Penicillium alfredii is the source of this 270-nucleotide messenger RNA. Its product is annotated as protein PET117. Gene Ontology annotation, biological process: mitochondrial respiratory chain complex IV assembly. Gene Ontology annotation, cellular component: mitochondrion. The record is from RefSeq and is a predicted model, not a curated record. NCBI's taxonomy places the organism in Eukaryota, Fungi, Ascomycota, Eurotiomycetes, Eurotiales, Aspergillaceae. The transcript has 2 exons. Bases 1 to 270 code for a protein of 89 amino acids.
AUGUCACGCGCAUCCAAAAUCACCUUGGCUGCCACUGGGCUGGGUACCGCAGGCAUUGUCUACUUUGUCCACUGGUCGCAAGAGCAGGAAAGGGCGGCUAUGCACAAGGGUGUCGAGCGAGAUAUGGAGAAGCAACGCGUCCGCCAAGAACGUCAAGCCGACUUCGAGAUGCAAAAGGCCUUGGAGCAACAGUAUCUCCAGAUUCAGAACGUGUCCAAAAACGCUGGCGACUCAAAUCCAGCAGACAACAAUCCAAGUCCGGGGACAUGA